Molecule: messenger RNA, 922 nt
Organism: Williopsis jadinii
Lineage: Eukaryota; Fungi; Ascomycota; Saccharomycetes; Phaffomycetales; Wickerhamomycetaceae
Exons: 1
Coding region: 112-609 (165 amino acids)
Source: RefSeq, a predicted model, not a curated record
AGAUUAAGACCACAUAGUAUUCCAGGCUUGGAGUCGGAGUCUUCGCCUUUAUUGUCGAGCCGGAAAAGAUCAAACUUUCACAGGAACAACACUGUUGAUGGGGAUCUGGAGAUGAAGGAUGCAUUCAACGAUCAGUUUGCAAAACUGGUGGAUAAAUACAACUUGAGCAGUUCAAAUGACGAUAAGUUUGAAGAGUAUUCAUCCCAAGUGAAGAGUUUGAAAGAUAAGAUUAAACAGUUGGAAUUGGAAAACUCAGAUUAUAAAGCACAAAUCGCAAAAGUCUCCAACCAAGAUGAGAAUCUUUUAAAGAGAAAUAUGGAACUUACCAAGGAGAUCAACAAGUUGAACGAAUACAUCAAGUUUUUGGAUUCAAAUUUCCAAGAGAUGUAUGAUACAUGGCUUGAAGAUCAGCAUCAAAGACAGAAAUUGAUACAGAGAAUACAAGAUAUGAAAUUGGAGACUGUCAAGACUUCCCGAAGAAAGCCACCCACGAGAUCAACAAGUCCUCAAAAGGUCCAAUUAAGCCCCUACAAACUAUCUCCACCAAGGACUUCACCUCUCAAAUCCAUAAUCAACGAAGACACUACAGAGUUACUCAGAUUUAGUUAAUAAUUUUAAUGUACACACUUUUACACCAUCAUCUGAUCUAUCCGGCAGUGUUGGAAAAGUGGCUGUAGAUUAGACAUGAUUCACUCCUCAUCAUCCUCAAAGACAUCACUUCCGUAGUCCUUUUCAUCAUCGUCUCCAUCUUCCAUGACAAGGUCCUCAUCAUCAAGAGACUCCACCUCCUUUGAUUUGUUCUUCUUUCUCUCCUCUUCCUCCUCUGCUAACGAUUCUCUCAAGAUUCUAACCUUCUCCUCUUUAACUUCUCUGUGUACUUUAACGUACACACCCAGUGGUGUCUUCUCCCAUGAAAGGUCCU